This is a messenger RNA of Pararge aegeria (speckled wood butterfly), 1184 nucleotides long. RefSeq lists its product as uncharacterized. Bases 108 to 1184 code for a protein of 358 amino acids. The record is from RefSeq and is a predicted model, not a curated record. The transcript is spliced from 5 exons. Lineage: Eukaryota; Metazoa; Arthropoda; Insecta; Lepidoptera; Nymphalidae.
CCAAAAUCGGCAGUUGCGUUGCCGCGUUGCGGCGUCGCGAAACAGGGCAUUAUGGUAGGGUAACCAUUUUCUCGUGAUUUUUGAGUGUGGAUAGACGUCUCUCUGCGAUGGAUCGUAAUAAACUUAUUGCUUAUUUGUUAUUAAGAAGACAUUAUUCUAUCUUAAAAAUACGGCAAAGAAGAUACUGGAUACAUCCAUUAAGUAAGGGUAUGAAUCCAAAUGGCGAGUUCUUUUCUAAAAAAUACGAAGCAUUAAAGAUAGACGAAAAAAAAUUUGUUGCCUACUUUAGAAUGAGUAUAUCAUCAUUUGAAGAGCUAUUAAGCGAGUUAUCAAAAUAUAUACAGAAGAAAAAAAAUAAAGGAAGGAAACCAGUUACUGCUUUGGAAAUGCUGGGCUUAACUUUAAGAUUUCUAGCAACCGGCAGUGACUUUAAAACCAUGCAUACGAAUUACUUCCGAGGAGCAAGUACAAUAGCAAAAAUUGUAAGGACAGUUUGUCGCGCCAUAUGGAAACAUCUAUCAAGUCAAAAUAUACCUCCUAUAACAAAACAGGUUCUAGAAGAUGUCGCUAUUGAGUUUGACAAGAAAGCAAAUUUUCCUAACUGCAUAGGAGCUCUUGAUGGAGAUGAAGCAUUCUCAAUUUCGAAUAACGUCAUGCGCCCUUACUCAGGGAAACAUUUGUCGGUACAACAAAGAGUUUACAAUUAUCGACUGAGUCGUGCCCGAAGAUAUGUCGAGUGCGCUUUUGGCAUCCUAGCCAAUAAAUGGCGCAUAUUUCAUCGAUCUAUGAAUGUGCAAUACGAAUUUGCGACAGACAUUAUCAAGGCGUGUUGUGUAAUGCACAACUUUGUUUUGAAUCGAGAUGGAGUACAAGCGACCGAUGACAUUAUCUUUGAUGAUUCUGAUCUGCAAAUGUUGCAUUUGCCCACAGCAAAUGAAAAUAAUUUAAGCCCACAUCUAAUACGGAAUGAUUUUUGUUUCGUCACUAGUAUCCCACAAACAACGGUGUUCCUGAACCGAAGAUAUAAACAGAUCGACGUCAACGUCAGACAUUUUAAUUUUAAAACUGCUUCUCGGUUGAAACGUGUUGUUUGCAAGAGUGUUAGAAACAAACUGCAUCCUUGUCAACAAAAAAUCUAUGGUCUCUCGUUCCCUAAAGUAAACGAAAUGACAGUACAAAAAUAG